UUCGAAAAAUAUCUAUCGAUAAAAUUUGCAUUCUGGUCGAUUUUUGUUUCAAUCAAACAAGGAGGUUCGAGAUAUGAGGGAUUGACAAGUUAACAGAGUUUUACAAGAUUUUGAUAGACUAACCAUGGCUCACGGUCGUCCCAGCAAACAUGAAAUUGCCCUAAUUAUAAUCAAUAUGAUGCUCUUAGUAAUAGGACUGGCUUUAAUUAUUGUCGGUGGCUUAGUUGUCAGAGACGUGUCAAGCAUCAACAAAGACCACGUUAGGCUUGUCCUGGAUUCCAUUACAGUAGGUAUCUCUAAAUUAGGCGGCCUGGUCAGCACCCUGUCUAUCCUAAUGAUCCUCAUUGGAGUGCUUAUCCUGGCGGUGACGGGGCUUGGACUUUUUGGAAUCUUUUGUCGAAAUAAGUACAUGUUGAUCACGUACGCAAUUAUAGUGUUGUUACUACUUAUUCCUCAGAUUACAGUCGUAUCUCUAUGGAACAAGAUAGAAACAGAAUUACAAGACAAAAUGAUUGAAGCUUUGGAAAAGAGUUAUAAGGACGAUACAAUACUCGACAGCAAUCCUUUAUCGAAGAGCUGGAAUUUCAUUUUUAUGACGCAAAACUGUUGUGGAGUUACUGGAGUCCAAUCAACGACAAAUGAUUUUGACAAAACAUCUUGGUGCACCACUUCAGGAUCCUGUCAGGCAACAAGUUCACAAAUUCCAAAAGGAUGUUGCAUAAAUAUCACUGAAAGUACAUACAACGCAGCUCCAAGUGAUUGUCAUGCAAGUGUAAACCCUGGAACAUAUCAUUCAAAGGGAUGUUAUGGUGUAAUUAAAGGGGGGAUGCUGUCAUUAACUCCAAGCAUUACUGGUGUUAUAGUCACAGCUACACUUCUUCAGAUUGUUGCUGGGACCUUUGCAUUGUGGUAUUCUUAUCAAUCUAAGAAUGUAUAAGAACCUUAGAGUCGUAACAAAGAAUGCAGUCGAUGUGUGUACUUACAGACAGAACAAGAAUAAAAAGACUGAGUACUUAAGAGUAAAGCGGACUCAAUGAUGUCAUUGCGUAUUAUUUAUAAUAAAAUUCAAUUCCUUUCGCUUGAAGGGUGUAUACAGAUAUGUAUAUCUUCUUUUUAAAAGAGACUAAUGGUUAUUAAUAUAAGAAAAUGUAUCAUUUAUUUUAAUAAAUACUGUUUUUAUCAAACCCCUUUAAUUUUUUUCAAAUUUUAUUUAAGAUGCUUUGAAUUGUUUAAAAUCCAGAUAACACCAUACGGCAUAUAUGUUGUGCCUUUAUGUUUUGAUGUCUACUAACAAAAUAUUCAGACUGAAAUAGCGCCAAAAUACCUUUUUUUUAAUCUUGCUUCAGCUUAUACAAAUGUCAGAUAGCAG
Molecule: messenger RNA, 1369 nt
Organism: Magallana angulata
Lineage: Eukaryota; Metazoa; Mollusca; Bivalvia; Ostreida; Ostreidae
Product: tetraspanin-9-like
Exons: 8
Coding region: 125-937 (270 amino acids)
Cellular component (GO): membrane
Source: RefSeq, a predicted model, not a curated record